Molecule: messenger RNA, 2027 nt
Organism: Cyprinodon variegatus (sheepshead minnow)
Lineage: Eukaryota; Metazoa; Chordata; Actinopteri; Cyprinodontiformes; Cyprinodontidae
Gene: pdhx
Product: pyruvate dehydrogenase complex component X
Exons: 11
Coding region: 22-1497 (491 amino acids)
Biological process (GO): pyruvate decarboxylation to acetyl-CoA
Cellular component (GO): mitochondrion; pyruvate dehydrogenase complex
Molecular function (GO): acyltransferase activity
Source: RefSeq, a predicted model, not a curated record
UCGUCGUUGGAGGACGACAUCAUGGCGGCCUCCUUGCAUCUGGGUCGUCAGGGAGUUUUAUUUGGUCUCAGGUUGUCUCAGUUCAACAAAUGUUUGUGGCACCGACAACCGUGUCAGGAGCGUGUGAGAUAUAUCUUCCAGUCGUCAUGGGUCCUCGGUGUCAGUCCACUCAAAGUGCAAAUGCCUGCCCUCUCCCCCACCAUGGAGGAGGGGAACAUAGUAAAAUGGCUGAAGAAGGAAGGUGAGGCUGUGGCAGCAGGUGAUGCCCUGUGUGAAAUAGAGACAGACAAGGCAGUGGUUACUAUGGAAUCCAAUGAUGAUGGUGUUUUGGCAAAAAUCAUGAUGGAGGAGGGCAGUCGUAACGUGCGCCUUGGCACUCUCAUUGCCCUAAUGGUAGAAGAAGGGCAGGACUGGAAGCAGGUUGAGAUCCCUCCUCCAGAUGUUGCAUCACCAUCUGUCUCAGACACUAGCAAUGCCUCAGUGAUGACCCCUCCUUCUCCAUCUCCAAGCUCUCUACCAAAACCAGUCCCAUCAGAGCCGUUGCGUUUGAGUCCAGCAGCGAGACACAUUUUGGCGUCCCAUGGUAUCGACCCAAAGUUGGCUACACCCACAGGGCCAAGGGGACUGAUCACUAAAGAAGAUGUGCUGAACCUUUUGAAGAAGUCCCCGGCCCCCGAAGCAGCUCCUGUGACCACAGCAGCACCAAUUCCUACCCCAAGUCCUGUACCCACCCCAGCAGCCUCUCUUCCACUUCCAGGCACCCGGCCCAACAUCCCUCCACUAUCUGUACCUGGAAAACCAGGAGCACCAGGAACGUUCACUGAGAUCCAAGCCACAAAUAUCCGUCGAGUGAUUGCUCAAAGGCUGACAGAGUCAAAGACUACGAUCCCGCAUGCAUAUGCUUCCAUAGACUGUGACAUGGCUGCUGUCAUGAGGCUCCGCAAAGAGCUUGCCAAAGAUCAGAUUAAAGUGUCCGUUAAUGAUUUCAUUAUCAAGGCAGCUGCCGUUGCACUUAAAGAAAUGCCAGAAGUAAAUGUGACCUGGUCUGAUGAUGGACCUCACCCACUAGAUUCCAUCCAUAUUUCAGUGGCAGUGGCUACUGACAGAGGCCUCAUCACACCAAUCAUAAAGAAUGCUGCUAACAAAGGAGUCCAGGAGAUCUCAGCCACUACUAAGGUGUUGGCCCAGAAAGCUCGAGACGGUAAACUCUUACCUGAGGAGUACCAGGGAGGCUCAUUCAGUAUAUCUAACUUAGGGAUGUUCGGAAUCAGUGGUUUCAGCGCCGUCAUCAACCCCCCUCAGGCCUGCAUCCUUGCCGUCGGCACCUCCAGAACUGAGCUGCGACUGAAUGAAGAAGACCAGACGCUGCGUACACAACAGCUUAUGACAGUUACAUUGUCCAGUGAUGGGCGGCUAGUAGAUGAUGAAUUAGCCUCCAGGUUUCUUGAUAAAUUUCGUUCCAACCUUGAACAACCACAGCGUAUGGCCCUUGCCUGAAAGAAAAACGUGAGUUUGAAAUGAAAAUUGGAAGGUUAGAAAUACAAAUCCUUUAAAGACAAAACCUGGUUCUUGUUUUCACAACUACAGACCUCUUAAAUUAUAGAUUAGAAUUGCAUUAGUUAAAGCCUACAAACUGGUAUUGUAUAUAAUAAAAACUGACUGGUUAUCACCUGGUUGGACUUCUGAGUCAGUUAAUCACAAUGGUAACAGUGUCUCUGGUAAUUAGGAAGGUCAUCCCCCACACAAGCAUUGUACAUAGAAUACCUAAGAACAUACUUAUCAGUUUAUGUCCCGUUAAAAAGGGAAAAUCUCAGAAUGGACUUUUAUCAAUAUUUAUUACUGGUCUGUGGCAAUACAGUUUUCACUACAGUCUAUUAACUGUAGUGCUGUUACUAAAUUUACAAACGUAUUGAGCUGUUAUUUUUAAUACUUUAUUAUUUAAAAUAAUUGUCACUGACGGGUUCUCUAAGUCCAAAUUUAAUUGAACUUUGGUUUUGUGUCAUUUAAGUUUCAAUAAAACAUUGUCU